AGGUCGACUUGGGGACCAUGGAGACCCAGAGGGACAGCACCUCCCUGCAGCGGUGGUCACUGUUGCUACUGCUUCUCGGCCUGGUGGUCACUCCGGCCACCUCACGGACCCUGAGCUACAGGGAGGCUGUGCUCCGUGUUGUGGAUAGCUUAAACCAGCGGUCCUCAGAUGAGAAUCUCUACCGUCUCCUGAAGCUGAACUCACAGCCCCAAGGAGACGAGAACCCAAACAUCCCGCAGCCAGCAAGCUUCACCGUGAAGGAGACUGUGUGUCCCAAGACAACAGAGCAGCCCCUGGAGCAGUGUGAUUUCAAGGACAAUGGGCUGGUGAAACAGUGUGGUGGGACAGUCAGCCUGGACGAAGACAAGAGCUACUUUGACAUCAGCUGUGAGGAGAACCUGGAAGUCAGCAAAUUCGGCUGGCUGCGCGAUCUCUUCAGGAGACUGAGGCAGGGUAUUGGCAAAAUUGGCGGGAGAAUCAGGAGAAUCUUUACGAAGUAUCAGCCACCCCAGGAAGAGUCCUAAGGGUCUGCUUUGCCCUGGCUCAGGCUUCUAGAACCUGAAAAAUAAAUUUUUGUGAAAGCAACU
This is a messenger RNA of Lutra lutra (Eurasian river otter), 587 nucleotides long. It is a transcript of the gene CAMP, whose product is annotated as cathelicidin antimicrobial peptide. Bases 18 to 524 code for a protein of 168 amino acids. The record is from RefSeq and is a predicted model, not a curated record. Gene Ontology annotation, biological process: innate immune response; defense response to Gram-negative bacterium; antimicrobial humoral immune response mediated by antimicrobial peptide. Gene Ontology annotation, cellular component: extracellular region. The transcript has 4 exons. Gene Ontology annotation, molecular function: lipopolysaccharide binding. NCBI's taxonomy places the organism in Eukaryota, Metazoa, Chordata, Mammalia, Carnivora, Mustelidae.